AGGGGGCGCUAUUGUGUUGUAUUCACUGUUUCUAGUGGAAAGAAAUUCUGCCAGAAUUGUAGCUUCCGUGCAGCCAUCAUAUCAACAGCUUUUACAGCUCUAUAUCUCUAGCUAGCUAUGCGUUUUAGUUAGUACUGAAAGGUUUUUGAACGUUUUUAGAACCAGUAGUCUUGUUGUUACGACAAAAUACGUUUCUUCGUUUAGAAGAACGAGUGGUGACGGCGACAAUGUCGAUUUCAGUUGACUUCCAUUCUCAAAUUGCGUCCAUCAUGGAGGUUCUGGCUAACGCGGCUGUUGCCGAAAUUUGUAAAGUUGUAGACGACGGAUACGCGGUGGUUCAGCUGGAAAUGUCCCGGAGCCAGAAGGAGCACGAGUUCCUACGGAGGAAAAUCAAACUGCUGGAGCUGCAGAUUGCCAGGUAUCGAGCGGAGAGAAUGAAGGGAGCAGAGGGCUCCAUUAGCAGCCGCUUCCCAGGGGUGCGCCUCCUCAACCGGCAGAACAGGGACUCACUGGCCGGCCCUUCUCUUCAGGGCAGGACCAGGUUUCUGAACCGAGGUCCAGGGGCCCAGCAGACUGUUCAGAAGAACCAGCCCAUCGACCUGGACCAGGAUCCUGAUCAGGAGGUUGUGACCACCACCAAAACUGAGCCAGCAGAGCCGGAGGAGGAGGGGGAACUCCUGAUAGUCAAAGUUGAGGGAGCAGUGGAGACCGGAGCCUCCAUCCACGAGGUGCCAGUGGACGCCUGCAUCAGCAGCAGAGGCAAAGACGACACCAUCAACACAUCACCAAACGCCACCUCGAAGGAAGCCAGUGACGGCCGGCAGGCCAGAUGCCGCAGCGAAACGGAGGUCAGUGGAUCUGACAUCGUCACCUUUGUUGUCGGCAGGACAGCUGAAACUGAAAGCAACAGCGACACUACCCACAGUUCCCAGCUGGAGCUAACAGGAAGUGAUGUCAGAGCAGGGGACAGUGAACCACUGAACUCUUACAUGAUGUCACACAAGGGCACUGUGCCAGCUGGCUGUCAUGGUGAAACGGAUGCCAGAAAAGUUAAUGAGGUUGCUUUAGACGCCUCCAAAUCCUCCCAGUCAGAGGUGAUAGUCAUUGAUGGAGGGGGGAGGUCAGACAAGGAGGGGGAGGAGUAUGAGUGGUCAGACCAGACAGGGAGAGACACACAUGAACAAACUACAUCACCCAUCAUUCAGUGUGAUGUAGUGGGACUGGAGUCAGCAGGACCCAAGAAGUCCUCUCUGCAGGUAGGAUCAGUUCUCACUCCAGGAACAUCCGGCGGUGGAACUAUCUCCAGUGAUGCACACAGCGCGACCCUGCACCGCCCUGCCAGCCACCAGAAACCCUUCACCAGCCGCUUCCACAUGGCUUUCUACCACGCCGUCACCAUGGAGCGCCCAUACGGCUGCACCAGGUGCACCAAGCGCUUCUUCCUGGAGUCUGACCUGCAGAAGCACAUGGCAAGGCACACCAGGGAGAAGCCCUACGCCUGCUCGCUGUGUGGCAAAAGCUUUGUGUGCCAGAGCCAGCUGGACAUCCACCGAAACGUGCACACCGGGGAGAGGCCCUUCAGCUGCUCCAUCUGCAACCGACGCUUCUCCCAUCCCAGCAACCUCAAGAGGCACCAGAAGAUCCAACAGGGUGAAUGGACGGUUCCUGAAUGUGUGGUUCUCAGUGUGAAGCAUGGAGGUGUGAUGGGCCAGGGAUAUGUGACAAACAUGAGCAGCCCUCAGAGCAAGGAGGAAGAGAUGGAUGAAGUGCAAGGUGACACCUCAGAGAAAAACAGUCCUUCCCAAACGCUGCUGGGAUGGCAGGACAGAAUCCAGACUGAAAAUGCUGAGAGGCCAUCUUGUUCCACAUACUCAGCAGACACUGGAGCAGGAGACUCAUCGUUUAGCCAAAUGGGGACAAAUCCUGCCUCUAGAGUCCCCACUGUUUCUAAAAGACCUCUGUGUGACAUGGUCCAGGGAAGCCCUGUGUCUAAACUUGACAUCAUUGUGAUCAACUCACCUCCACAUGCAGCCCAGAACCGCUGCAGUGGGACGUUGUUGGCAGGACAAAGUGGAAAUGAUGGAGCUGACAAAGGGACACCUCUUACAGGUCAGGGCAACGCCACUGUGAGGGCACAGUAUCAGCCACUGCUGCGUCUUCAGAUCAACGAGGCGCCCAGUGAAGUGAUGUUUGAAGGCAGUGCCGUCUACAGUAAUCAAAUUUCUACCUUUAAUAACCCUUCUGUUACCAUGGAUACAGUGGACUCCCAGCAACAGCAAACUCAGUAUUCUUGGCCUGGAAUCCAGCCAUUAGACAAUGUCCACUUGUCCAGUCAAAACCACCUUUAUCAAGUGUGUAGCAGUCAGAAUCAGGAGUCUGGGUCAGCACAGUCCCAGCAGCCUUGCCUACCCUACGCCUGCACCUUCUGUUCGCGUCGCUACGCCCACCAGUGCCAGCUACGCAUCCAUGAGCGUGUCCACACUGGAGAGAAGCCUUACCAGUGUGUCCAGUGCGGAAAGCGCUUUGGCCAAGUCUGCAGCCUUAAGCGCCACCAGAUGGUCCACACCGGAGAGAGGCCAUUCCCCUGCCCCCAAUGUGGGAAGCAGUUCUCCACCUCUACCAACCUGAAAGUCCACCAGAGUGUCCACACUGGGGAGAAGAAGUUUGAUUGCUCCAAGUGUGGCAAGAAGUUUUCCUUCCUAAGCAACCUCAUCAGGCACCAGGCUCUGCACACCACCAAGUAGAGCAGGUUGCACAUGGACAAAUCUGCCUCAUUUAUCCCCAGUAUGUACCUGAGGGGACAGAUUAACAUGAACAGCCUCCAAUAUGGCCUCCAGUAUGAUGCAAUCAGGACAGCAGCACAACCAGCCAAGGCUAUUUUAUGACCAUAAACUGUUUAGGUGUUCAUAUUAUUGUGGAUAGAUAUGUCUGAUCUUCAACAGCAUUUAGUCAUCAGGUCAGCAUUUCACAUUUAGUGUUACUCUGUUGAUCUUUGGAUUCACUUUGGAAAAUAUUGGUAAAAUCAUGAAAAUCAUUCCAUGACAUUGAAAGGAUCUCUGAGGGUUUAUGCCUGUAGUUACUGUAUCAGGGUAGCUUUAAAAAGAUUUGAUGAAAAAUUGCUGAUGUGCUUGGUCAUUUCUGUCCAUAGGAGCGGCAGAAAUUAAGAGCUGAUAGUGAUGUCCUCAUCAUUGCACAUCACAUGAACAGCUCUCUUUAUAUUGAGGGCAUGUAAAUUUUCUGGAUUUGUCACUUUGUCACAGUCAUGUGAUCCAUUGUUAAAGAUACCCUCCACAUAAGGUUUACAAAAAAAUCUGUCUGACACAGUUUUCACAGAAAAAAAUACAAUUACCAUCAAGCCUGGAAAUUCAUAAUUAAAAGGGCAAGGCCACUUUGGUCUGCAGUGUGGUAUUUUUUGAGGCCACAUUCCAGAGUAUCAAGGCAGUAAGAGAAAAAACAUGGUUUUGAUUUCACUUAGACUGAUUCAUGUCUAAAAGCAUUAAUGGCUUUUUAAUAGAUAGUGUGACACUACUAGAGAGAUAAAACACAUUCUUAUCAUAUACUAAUUUAUUUCUAAUUCAUAUUUAGGAAUAGGUUUUGAGUCUAGGGCUAUCAGUACACUCACUGAAACCUCAGUUAGGACGCUAAAAUGUGAUAUUGUGAUGUGCUAGAACUUGGUAUCACUGCAGCCACACUAAAGUGAGAGACUACUUCCACCUUGAGAAUUUUACUAAUUCACACUUUUCAAAACAACAGCUGGGUGCAGUCCGAUUGUGAGACAGACAUGCACACUAUGUAGUCGGCAUAUGACACUUAGUUUGGGAUUAUUCAUUCAUCCAUUCAUAUUAUACAUUAAUUAAUAAUCAGAUGCUAUUUCUGACUGAGAGCCUUCAUUAGGCUAUACAUCAUCUGAAUUGCAAUAAACUUGAGCUUCUGUGCUAUGAUUACCCCUAUGAAGAAUUUCACUUGGAUGCCAUACAAUUAUGCAUCACAUUCAUUAAUUCAUUAGUCGCUGUUCACCGAAAAACUUGAGCAUGUUCAGUGAAUGUUCUCUUUCAAGUGCCCUUAUGCACAGCUGAUGAUGGAAGUAGCUUGUGACCCAUUUCGCCUUCUCAUCACUCCUGGAGAGACAUAUAUGAAUCACAAAUGUUAAAAACAAGAGCUUGACUGUCAGAGGGUUGCAACUUUAUUUGUCAUACCACGUGCUAGUUGUUGACCUGUCAUUACCAGUCCAUGGUGUACCUUUAUAGGAGAGGGCAUAGAUGGCUGAUGGAUAUACAAUUUUUAGAAGGGCAUCUAAGCGAAAUAGAGGGCAAACACUAGCCAUGGCCACUGUGACUGAAAGUCCUGCUCUGCUCACCACAUUAAAAUCUUUAAAAUGGCACCGAAUGUACAGAUAUGUAAACAUAUUUUAUUUAUUUCACAAGCUGUCUCUUACUACACUGUAAAGUCAAUUCUCCAUGUAUGUGCACUUGAGGCUUCAAGUUUCCACAUCACACUUGAUGAAUAUUGGACCAGGAUCGUUUCUACCGUCAGACUCUUGACAUACCGGUACAUCAAUCUACAUGGCAAAGCUCAAACAUUCUAACCCGAGGAACAAGAAGAAAAGUUUUGAGUAUAUUGACAUGUUUCAGUUUUAAUUUGAAAUUUGAGGUUGAAAGGGAAAAAAAAUCAUGAGGCCUCGAAUCAGAGCUGUCGACUCGAGACUUGGACUGCACUUAGACUCCAUUCACCAAAAUAAGGACUUGCACUUUUACUUGGACUUUCUGCAGAAACAAGCUGAUGGUUUUAAGUCAAGACACUGAAAUGUAAUCCCACAUGUCCAUUCUAUCACAUGUCUAUCAUCUGCUGUCAUUGUGACGUUGCAUUCAAAUAGUGAAAACAAACCCAGAACACACCAUGAAAUAAAGUCUGGUUAAAACAAG
This is a messenger RNA of Scatophagus argus, 4922 nucleotides long. RefSeq names its product zinc finger protein 271-like. Gene Ontology annotation, molecular function: DNA-binding transcription factor activity; RNA polymerase II cis-regulatory region sequence-specific DNA binding. NCBI's taxonomy places the organism in Eukaryota, Metazoa, Chordata, Actinopteri, Scatophagidae. Bases 228 to 2744 code for a protein of 838 amino acids. The transcript is spliced from 6 exons. Gene Ontology annotation, biological process: regulation of transcription by RNA polymerase II. The record is from RefSeq and is a predicted model, not a curated record.